Blepharisma stoltei is the source of this 549-nucleotide messenger RNA. NCBI's taxonomy places the organism in Eukaryota, Ciliophora, Heterotrichea, Heterotrichida, Blepharismidae. The record is from the annotation of a GenBank genome assembly.
AUGGAUGAAGGGUAUUUUUCUCCUUACAAAAAGAAGCUGUUUAAUAAAAAGUUUAAUUCAAUGAAAUUGCACCCUUACUUUUCUAAAUACACCAUUCAAGAUGAUAUUCCUGGAACAAAGCGGUAUGGAAAGAAAUCGCAAUCCCUGUUUAACUCCAAGCUAGAGAUUAAGCCUGAAAUAUCAAAUUUAUAUUCUGGGAUCCCAUAUAGAAAACUAUUUAAAACAAAUGCGAAGAAAAUAGUUGGCUCAUCAUUAUCUUCGCCUUCGCAAAAGCACAUAAAAUCGUAUUCCAAUAAAAAUAUCAGGCAUAUAAAGAUCCAAGAUGUUUAUGAUUUCUUGGAUAACAAUAAUGAUUUUAAAACAGAUAGGAAACAAAAUAGAUAUAUUUUUGAUGAGAAAACAAGCUGUCUUAGAUGUGCUUUUCAAUUUGAUACUCCAGCUCAUAAGAGAGAUCAUCCAAGUCUUGAAAAUAUAAUUGAGAGGGCAGACUUUAACAGCCCAAGUUCUCUUUCUUCUAUAAGAUGCUGGAAUAUAAAAAAUUAUCAUUAG